This is a messenger RNA of Nomia melanderi (Alkali bee), 3578 nucleotides long. The record is from RefSeq and is a predicted model, not a curated record. Lineage: Eukaryota; Metazoa; Arthropoda; Insecta; Hymenoptera; Halictidae.
GUAUAUCACUACGCACGUUGCAUAAUGUGGAGCAGUUUGAGAACUCAGGAUAUCAACUUUUCGGCUUGAUCACCGUCAACAAGAACAUACAAAAGUUGUUCAAUAUCGAGGGGGACAUCAUGUGGUGGAACUUUUAUCUUUCCUGGUGGACACUCCAAGGGACUGAAAUUAAUUGAAAGCAGCGGAACGGAAAAUGAGAUGUGCAAGGAUAAUUCUUCUCUUGGCUGUUUUGUCGGCACAUUCGAGCGAGGGCUACAGAAUUUUAUGCAUCUUCCCUUUCGCUGGACCAAGCCACUUCAGGAUGUUCGAGGCGUUGUGCAAAGGCUUAGCACGGAAAGGACACCGCGUAGAUAUGAUCAGCCAUUUCCCGUCGAAAUUACCGAUCGCCAAUUACGUGGACAUCGUCGAUUUGAGUGGGGCCAGGCAGAAUAUCGCUGACAGCUUCUCUGUGGAAUACGGAAAGUCGUUGCAGAGAUCGAUGACUUAUUACAUCGCGACAAAGUUCGGUGGUGACUUGUGCGAUCUAAUGGGCCAAGAAAAUAUGCGGGAUUUCAUCGAUAACCCGCCGAAAGAUCCACCCUACCAUCUGGUCAUCACGGAGUAUCUUGGUGCGUCGUGCUACUUGGGUUUCGGUCAUCUACUGAAGGCGCCAGUGGCGGUAGUCACGUCUUUCCUGCAGGCGCAACCUAUCAACGAUUUCACGGGCAACCCGCACAGCCAUGCUUUCUUUUCGGGCGCAUACAACGAGGAUCCAACGGUGGUCAGUUUCAUCGACCGGAUUCGGAAUCUGCUGUCGAAUUUCUGGGGGACGCAGAUGUUUUACCAUUACACAUCCGAUCAAACCGCGGUAAUGAGAAAGUAUUUGGGUCGUGAUACGCCCGACAUUCGGGAACUGGAGCGCGCUGUCGCUCUGGUUCUUACGAACGACCACUAUACCAUCACUGGUGCCAGGCCAAUUACACCCGUCAUUGUGAACGUGGGAGGACUGCACGUCGAAUUCGACGAUUCGAAGUUGACCACGGAACUUGAGGCAUGGAUGGACUCCGCGGAUCAUGGAGUGAUAUAUUUCACAUUUGGUUCCUUGACAAGAAUCGAAACGUUACCCGAAAGCACGUUACAGGAGCUUUACGCGACUUUCGAAAAAAUAUCGCCUGUCAAAGUGUUAAUGAAAUGCGUUAACAUUACGAAAUUACCUGAUGGUCUUCCCGGAAAUGUAUUUACCAAACCUUGGAUGCCACAGAUACCGGUGUUAAAACACAAAAACACGCGAGCGUUCAUCACGCACGGAGGUCUCAUGGGAGUCCAAGAAGCUGUGUAUUACGGAGUUCCGAUGAUAGGGAUUCCAAUAUUCGCGGAUCAAAUGAAGAACAUUAACAUCUUUGUCCAAAAGAACAUGGCGAUUCGUAUAAACCUAGACGAUCUCACCGAACAGUCCAUGGAUUCUGCUUUGAACGCUAUCUUGCACGAUUCAAAAUAUAAAGAAUCCGCUAGAAGACAAUCAGAACUGUUUCGUGAUCGACCGAUGAGCGCGAUGGACACAGCUACUUAUUGGAUCGAGUACGUGAUCAGAAAUGGACCAGACUCAUUAAGGUCGUCGGCGGUGGACAUGGUCUGGUGGAAACGAAAUCUGCUCGAUGUUUUCUCUUUCUUAACGAUUUCCUUGGUCCUGGUCACUUUCGUGUUAAUCAAAGUAUUCAUCGUGUUUGUAACGAAAAUCUGUGAAAGUAGUAUUCGAAUCGAAAAGAAAAUCAACUAAACGAAGACGAAUUGAACGCGACUAGAAAGAAAGUACUGAAACAAUUUAGCCGAUAUGGUAAUGGCGGGGUGUUGAUUUAAGGGCAAAUUUUCACGGGAGAAUGUCUUGAAUAAUAACGAUGCUUCGAUGAAAAUGGAAUCUUGCAGAUCUGGAAAGUGUUGCGAGCCUCGGGUCUCUUUGAACGAGAAACUAUUUCACUUUUCCUUGAACGAACGAUUUCACUCUUUCCAACAGUCCUGUUAAAACUAAAGGAAAAGUUUCAUUAUUUGUUUCGUAGUAAUUACAGGCGUCACUCUGUGCGAUACGGACGGUUAAAUACUGUUAAUUUUAAAAUGAAUUUGUAGAAUCUUUGAAUUAUAAUUUUGGAAUGAUUCCUUUGAAGUCAGCAAAGAACUGAUUGUUCUACGUGUAAGAUAAGUUAUUCGAUCAGUUAUUACACGUUUAUGCAUUCAUUAUAAGAGGAUAGUUUAGUUUGAAGUUAAUAAAACUAAUGACAGCAGAAAUGUCAAUUUGAUUGUCUUCUAUCUUUGUAGAUUAAUUUACAAAUACAGAUUAUUUUGCUUCCUUUUCUCAUAACUGAAAGAAAUAAGGAUUUGUUUGAUGCGAUAAGAGUUUUCCGGGAUAAAGGGUUUUUUUUCUUAUUGAAAUAAAAUUCAAAUUAACUGAAGUAUCGGAGCAGAAUGAAAAAGAUUUUAGAACGAAACAAAAGCGUCCUAAAAUGAAGUAUAACUGAUCUGAAUCGUCGAUGAAACAGUUUUAAUUGGAAAUAAAAGAGGGGAAGGUUGAAAAGUGAUGCCUGUAUACACGACGUGCAAAACUCGCGUCGAAAUACUGUGAAAUCAAAUUGAAAUUUGUUCAAAUUCACAAUUUUUAAUUAGUUGAAAUGAAUAUAUCAAAAUUAUUUCAAUUAAGGCCGUUUCAUCGACGAUCCAGAUCAGUUAUACGUAUUAUGUAUAUGUCCAAGCCACAAUUUUACGUAAUUUCAACGAUUUAUUAUCCAUAAGAUAUUGUUCUAUACAAUACUUUAAUGGAAAAUCACUGACUUCGAGAAUUUUAUUUUCAUUAAUUGUGACACUUUUGUUUUCAACUCUAUUAUCAGUUAUAAGGCAAUGAUUAUAUUACUUAUAUUACAUCUUUAGUAAUGUAUUACACAAAGACCGUAAUAAAAUAUUUGUUCAAUAGCAACUCGCAAUAGAUAACAAGCAUUUCAAUGAUUACACAGAUAAAUGGUAUUCAUUUAAUGACUUCGCUAUAAAUUAUAUUUCACAAUACAGAUAAUGAUGUAUGAAACAUAGGUAUGAUAUGGAUACCGUGUGUAAGCACAAUGACGAAGGGACAUUUGUUGGACAUUGUGCAAUAUAAACGGAAGACAAAAAUGAUUGAUACUCUAAAAAGUAUUCUUAUGUCACAUUGUAGAUAUAAAACGUUAGUAUUUCAUUAUUACUAUCGGUAUGAUCUACGACACGGUAAACACUUUGAUUGAUACCAUAAGAGAAGACUAGUAUGAUGUUUAUUUUACAUCAUAUUCCCUGAAAUGUUUAUUUUAACAUUCAUUAUAUUUAAUCUUUCUUUAAAUUAGUCCUUUCAAAUAGAAAUAUAAUUAUAAUAUUUAAAAUUCAAAGUAUUGAAAAUGAAACUAUUUAUAUCUUAAUAGAUCUUACUAAUCCUAUACUAAGUCAAAUUAUUUUCAGUCGUUUUACAUAUUUAAGAACUUAUUUCGUAAAUAUUCCAUUACAGUUCAAUUCAAUUUAUGAUGGUUCUUAGUGUUUUAAGUACUGAAAGGAAAUAGAUAUUAAGCAUUAUUUUUUAUAAAUGCAUUAUU